Molecule: messenger RNA, 1339 nt
Organism: Rhinolophus ferrumequinum (greater horseshoe bat)
Lineage: Eukaryota; Metazoa; Chordata; Mammalia; Chiroptera; Rhinolophidae
Gene: NTPCR
Product: nucleoside-triphosphatase, cancer-related
Exons: 7
Coding region: 354-836 (160 amino acids)
Molecular function (GO): ribonucleoside triphosphate phosphatase activity
Source: RefSeq, a predicted model, not a curated record
GAGGCGGGGUCUGCGGCCCACGGUGGGAGGAACGUGGAUAGUGACCCCUAUCCCGGAUUGCCACCGCGACCCUGACCCUCACCGGAUCCGGGCAGCCUCCCCCACGCGGGCCCUUCCGUAUGGCCCGGCACGUGUUCCUGACGGGGUCCCCAGGCUUGGUAGUCUGAAGCCUACGUAUCCUUUCCCAGAAAACGGGACUUAAGUACCUAGGUGAGAGAGGACAAGCGACGAGGCCCCCUGUGGCUAUGCGGAAGUGAUGAGGAGGAAGGUAGUUUGAGAACUUUCUAAUAUCCAAAGGAGUUGGAAAAACCACACUGAUCCAGAAAGCCAGUGAGGUUUUAAAGUCCUCUGGCAUGCCUGUCGAUGGAUUUUACACAGAAGAAGUCAGACAGGGAGGGAGAAGAAUAGGAUUCGAUGUGGUCACCUUAUCCGGCCUGCGGGGACCUUUAUCUAGAGUUGGGUCAGAGCCUCUGCCAGGAAGACGGGAAUGCCGAGUUGGGCAGUAUGUGGUGGAUGUGACGUCCUUUGAGCAGUUGGCACUUCCGGUCUUGAGGAAUGCAGGUUCCAGCAGUGGCCCAGGCCAGAGAGUGUGUGUCAUCGAUGAGAUUGGGAAAAUGGAGCUUUUCAGCCAGCCUUUCAUCCAGGCCACUCGUCACACACUGUCCACCCCAGGGAUCGUGGUCCUCGGCACCAUCCCCGUCCCAAAAGGGAAACCGCUGGCCCUUGUGGAAGAGAUACGGAACAGGCCCGACGUCAUGGUGUUCAGUGUCACCAAGGAGAACAGAAACCACCUUUUGACAGAAAUUGUGACGUGUGUGCAGAGUGGCCGGAAAUGAAGCUGAUCUGUGUCACCGCUUUUCUGCACGUGGGGAAAUGUGCGCGUUCCCGAGGAGCCUGUCAAGGUUUUAUGCCUGCAGGUUUCUCCAGAGCGCCUGACAGCUGUUUUCCAUAAAGUGUUUAAAGGAUCGAAUUAGCCUUAAUGCUGGAUUGACUUUAAGACUAACCAUCCACUGGGGUUGAUUUAUGCCGAGAGAUUUGUUUAUUUCCUCUUGCAGUUGUGCGUAUGAUUUGGGUAAAUAUGAGAUGAGAAGUGGUUUUCAGAGUAUUCGAUGGAGACUGCCCCCCUGAAGCUUAUACAUGUGUUCACCGCCUCCUUGGUUCUGCGUGUCCUGAGCACCAAGUCCCUUUCCAGGUGCAGCUGCCGUCCCAGCAUCUUCAAGUGAUGUUAUUUGAUUUUUAAAAAUUACUAUUUCAAAAGCCAACCAUUUAGGUUCUCCCCUAUCCAUCUCUUACUGUUUGUGUAUUGCUUAAUACAUUAAACAUUAAUGUGAUGUUGGCA